This is a messenger RNA of Chinchilla lanigera (long-tailed chinchilla), 2438 nucleotides long. It is a transcript of the gene Slc5a12, whose product is annotated as solute carrier family 5 (sodium/monocarboxylate cotransporter), member 12. The coding region runs from base 334 to 2190 and encodes 618 amino acids. The record is from RefSeq and is a predicted model, not a curated record. Gene Ontology annotation, biological process: transmembrane transport; sodium ion transport. Lineage: Eukaryota; Metazoa; Chordata; Mammalia; Rodentia; Chinchillidae. Gene Ontology annotation, cellular component: membrane. The transcript has 15 exons. Gene Ontology annotation, molecular function: symporter activity; lactate transmembrane transporter activity.
UCCACCCCCAGGAGUUAUUAAUUUCAGAACACAUUCAAUUUCCUUCGCUCUAGUAGACACUUCAGGAGAGGAACAGGCAGCUUUUGGCCAGGAUCAUUCUGCACACAAGUCCUUAUCUCAGGGCACCAGUUCCUCCUAGAACUGUCUUCCACAGUGUACUUUGAAGAUCUUCCUCUGGUGUAACUUGGUGUCUGAGAUCCAUGCAGCGGUCCUCAUCCUCCUGAAGGAACUGCAGCUUCCUCUCAGAAACGCUCCGGCUGUCUUGAGCUUUGCCUUGGGAAACAUCCAGCAGGGACCUGGUUGAAAGGCACUUCCUAGUGUGGUGUUCCCGGCAUGGAGGUGAAGAACUUCGCAGUUUGGGACUAUGUCGUAUUUGCAGCCCUCUUUGUUGUUUCCUCUGGAAUCGGGGUGUUCUUUGCCAUUAAGGAGAGGAAAAAGGCAACAUCUGCGGAAUUCUUGGUAGGGGGAAGGCAAAUGUCCUUUGGUCCUGUAGCCCUGUCCUUAACAGCCAGCUUCAUGUCAGCUGUCACUGUCUUGGGGACCCCUGCUGAGGUCUACCGCUUCGGGGCCUCCUUCAUCCUCUUCUUCAUUGCCUAUGGAUUCGUUAUUAUCUUCACAUCAGAGUUUUUUCUCCCUGUGUUCUACAGAUCUGGCAUCACCAGCACCUACGAGUACCUAGAACUACGCUUCAACAAACCAGUUCGCUAUGCAGCGACCGUCAUCUACAUUGUGCAGACGAUUCUCUACACAGGGGUGGUGGUGUAUGCCCCUGCCCUGGCGCUCAAUCAAGUGACUGGGUUUGACCUCUGGGGCUCCGUGUUUGCCACGGGAAUCGUCUGCACAUUCUACUGCACCCUGGGAGGAUUAAAAGCAGUGGUGUGGACAGAUGCGUUUCAGAUGCUUGUCAUGAUUGUGGGCUUCUUAACGGUUCUUAUUCAAGGAUCCAUUGAAACUGGUGGAUUCCACAAUGUGUUAGAGCAAGCUGCAAAUGGAUCCCGGCUGCAGAUAGCUGAUUUUGAUGUAGAUCCUCUCCGGAGGCACACAUUUUGGACAAUCUCGGUCGGAGGAACUUUCACAUGGCUCGGCAUCUAUGGAGUUAAUCAAUCAACCAUCCAGAGGUGCAUCUCUUGCAAAACAGAAAAGCAUGCUAAGCUUGCCUUGUACUUUAACUUGCUGGGCCUCUGGAUCAUUCUGGUGUGUGCAGUCUUCUCUGGAUUAAUCAUGUAUUCCUAUUUCAAAGACUGCGACCCUUGGACUUCUGGCAUGAUCUCAGCCCCGGACCAGCUGAUGCCAUAUUUCGUCAUGGAACUAUUUCACAAAAUGCCAGGACUUCCAGGACUUUUUGUGGCCUGUGCCUUUAGUGGAACUCUGAGCACUGUGGCUGCCAGCAUCAAUGCCUUAGCAACCGUGACGUUUGAGGAUUUUGUCAAGAGCUGUUUUCCCCAUCUGUCAGACAAGACGAGCACCUGGACCAGUAAAGGCUUAUGUCUCCUGUUUGGCAUUCUCUGCACAUCCAUGGCUGUGUUGGCUUCCCUCCUGGGGAGUGUCAUACAGGCUGCCCUCAGCAUCCUGGGCAUGUGUGGGGGACCCAUGCUCGGCUUAUUCUCCUUGGGACUCAUGUUUCCUUUUGUGAACUGGAAGGGUGCACUGGGCGGCCUCCUUACUGGAAUCACGUUGUCAUUUUGGGUGGCCAUAGGGGCCUUCGUGUACCCUGCACCAGAUUCUAAGUCACGGCCUUUGCCUUUAUCAACGGAGCAGUGUGUCCCAACAAAUCUGACCACAUCCGCACCUUCGGUCUUCCCCAGCAGACCGGAACUAGCGGACACCUGGUACUCACUCUCCUACCUGUACUACAGCGCAGUGGGCUGCGUGGGAUGUAUUCUUGCGGGACUACUCAUCAGCUUCGUGACAGGUCUCCAGCGAGGUGAAGAUACCAACCCACUCUUAAUUAGACCAGUUUGCAAUUUAUUUUGCUUUUGGUCUGAGAAAUACAAAACUCUUUGCUGGUGUGGAGUGCGUCACGACCAAGGGCCCGAGCAGGAUAAUCUUGAUGGCAGUACCUGGAAACAUGCAGCUGAAUCUGUGUUCCAGAAUGGGCUCGGGAGGGAAAGCCUGACCCAUGCACCAGGUUACAACCCCAAGGACAAAAGCUAUGACAAUAUGGCGCUGGAGAAGAUUACCCACUUCUAGGACAAUGCAUGCAUGUGUGCACACGUACAGACGUGCUCCACAUACUUCUUGCUUGCUGUUAGUAGAUUUGUGUGGUGGUCAUGGUUAGAAGACAAGGAGGUUCGAUAACUAUUUAUGUACUUAUUUAUACAAAUAAAAUGGUUCUUUCCCAGGAUACUCUUUGGAAAGCCUCACACUUCAGGUGAGAAAAUUGGCCAGUCUCAAGGGCCUAAUGAUUUCAUUCUUGAAUAAAUCAGGACUGGAUUGAA